AUGCCAGGAGACUUAUCGCCAUCCCUGGUUAUCAGGACGCUCCGGGACCAACUCUUCAAGAACGCGCCCACGCCCACCCAGUCAUUCGAGGGGCAGACCGUCAUCAUCACGGGUUCCAACACGGGCCUCGGCCUCGAAGCCGCCAAACACGUCGUCCGACUCGGCUGCAGCAAGCUCAUCAUCGCCGUGCGCUCCGUCGACAAAGGCGAAACCGCCAAACGCGCCGUCACCGCCGCCACCUCCUGCAACCCAUCCACCGUCGAGGUCUGGCCACUCGACCUCGCCGACUACGACAGCGUCAAAGCCUUCGCCGCCCGCGCGCACCGCGAGCUCCAACGCCUCGACGCCCUCAUCGAGAACGCCGGCGUCGCCAACUUCGAGUGGAGCUGGGCAAUGGACAACGAGCUCAUGCUGACCGUCAACGUGGUCUCGACCUUCCUGCUCGCGUUCCUGCUGCUGCCCAAACUCCGCGACACGGCGACACGCUUCCAGACCACGGCGCACUUGACCGUCGUCUCGAGCGACGGGCACUUCUUGGUCGAUUUUCCGGAGAAAGACGCGCCCGAGGGCAUCUUCAACGCGCUGAAUGACAAGAGCAAGACGAGGACGCAGGAUCGGUAUCCGGUCACGAAAUUGAUGGAGGUCUUUGUCGUGCGGGAACUGGCGGCGCGGCAGGAGCAGCGGGCGGCCGCGGUGGGGAAGCCGGAUGUCGUGAUCAACUGCGUCAAUCCGGGUUUCUGUAAGAGUGAGCUGACGCGCGACAUUGAUGGGAUAGCUGUCUCGAUUGGGAAAUUUCUUCUUGCCAGGACGAGUGAGGCUGGCUCGCGGACGUUGGUCCACGGCGCCGCUGGUGGGCCGGAGACGCACGGUCAGUACAUGAAUUUGGGCAAGGUGAUCCCGCCGGCGACUGUUGUGGUGGGCAAGGGGGGUAAGGAAACGCAGGAGAAGCUGUAUGCUGAGCUGGUGGAGAAGUUGGAGGCUAUCGUGCCUGGGGUUACGCAGGGAUAUGUGAAGGGGGGUUCGUGA
This is a messenger RNA of Cyphellophora europaea CBS 101466, 1026 nucleotides long. RefSeq lists its product as uncharacterized. The record is from RefSeq and is a predicted model, not a curated record. The coding region runs from base 1 to 1026 and encodes 341 amino acids. The transcript has a single exon. NCBI's taxonomy places the organism in Eukaryota, Fungi, Ascomycota, Eurotiomycetes, Chaetothyriales, Cyphellophoraceae.